AUUAUCUAGCUAGUUGCAAUUUUUAAUUGUGGUGAUAGAUAAUGAUGUUUACAAUGAUACUAGAUAAAAACAACUAAGCCUAUCCAUAUGAUGUUGCUACAAGGUCUUCAGCUCAUAGUGAUUACAAAGAGAGAGUUGAUUUAAUAUUGUUAAGUCAUGCUGAAAUUGAAAUCUUUAGAGUCAUCAGCUCAGAAAUAUAGUUAUGAUGUAUUUUUGAGUUUUAAUGGUGAAGAUACUCGCAAAACGUUUACGGACCAUCUGUAUACUGCAUUAAUAAAUGAAGGACUAAUCACUUUCAGAGAUGAUGAGGAGGUUGAGAGGGGAGAGAGUAUCAAGUCUGAACUGGAAAAUGGUAUCCAGCAGUCAAGAAGCUGGAUCGUAGUGUUCUCAAAGCACUAUGCAUUUUCGAGUUGGUGCCUUGACGAACUUGUGUUGAUUCUUGAGUGCAGGAACAACUCGAAACGUUUUCUAUUGCCUAUUUUUUACCAUGUUGAUCCGUCUGAUGUUCGCAAACAAUCUGGUUGUAUAGCUGAAGCAAUAGAUCACCAUGAAGAGAAAUUCAAGAGGGAGGUGGAUGAGACAAAAAGGAAGAAUUUGAUGGACAAAAUAAAGAUAUGGAGGACUGCUCUUACUCAGGUUACCAAUUUGGGCGGCAUGCCUUUGCAGAACGUGGCUGAUGGGUACGAAUCAAAAGUUAUCCAGAAAAUAGUUAACGUGGUCAACGAUAAAGUGACAUAUAACACCUUAAGUAUGACACGACAUCCAGUUGGAAUUGGUCGUUCAGUUCGAGAAAUCAGUUUAUGGUUAAGAAAUGGUUCCACCAAUGUGCAAGUGUUUGCACUCUAUGGCGUUGGAGGAGUGGGAAAGACAACCAUUGCCAAAUACGUCUACAACAUGAACUUCCAACUAUUUGAAGCUGCCAGUUUUUUGGAAAACAUAAGAGAAUAUUCUGAACGCUCUGAUGGUUUAGUGUGUCUACAAAGACAACUUCUUUCUAAUAUUUACAAACGCGAGACGCCAACAAUAAAAAAAAUUAAUGAUGGGAUGCUUAAGAUAAAACGUGCUCUUCAUCAUAAAAAGCUUCUCAUAGUCUUGGAUGAUGUGGAUCAAGUUGAACAGCUAGAUGCAGUAUCUGGGAUGCGGGAGUGGUUUUACCAGGGAAGCAAAAUUAUCAUAACCACUCGGAAUGUGCAUUUGUUGAAUGCAUAUGAACAUUGUACGAGAUAUGCUGUAGAAACAUUGGAUUCCGAUGAUUCACUGGAAUUGUUCAGUUGGCAUGCAUUCCAAGACAGUUGCCCCCCAGAAUGUUACAUUGAGCACUCAGAGAGGAUAAUAAAGCAAUGUCAAGGUCUUCCAUUAGCUCUUGAGGUUCUAGGUUCUUCUCUGCGUGGCAAGAAGGUAGAUGUUUGGAGGAGUGCGAUGGAAAAAUUGGAAAUCAUUCCUCACUGUGAAAUCCAGAAGAUUUUGCGGAUCAGUUAUGAUUCUUUGCAAGAUGACCAUGAUAGAGAUCUAUUUCUGGAGAUUGCGUGUUUCUUUAGUGGAGAGGACAAGUCUUUUGUGGCCACGAUACUAGAUGAAUGUGAUUAUUACACAUUAAUCGGAAUUGAAAAUCUUACUGAUAGAUGUUUGUUGAAGACUGAUAAAAAUGGAAAUCUUAAAAUGCAUCAAUCAAUUCAGAGCAUGGGUAGAGAAAUUAUACGUCAGCAAUCACCUAGAGAUCCAGGGCGAAGGAAUAGACUGUGGUAUUGUAAAGACUCCCUUAAAGUAUUGAAGGAGGAAACAGGCACCAGAGCAAUUGAAGGUCUGGCACUAGAAAUGAAUACAACUAAUGCAUAUCAGACAGAGUUAAGAACAAAAGCUUUUUCUGUGAUGCACAAACUAAGACUACUUAAGCUGAAUAAUGUACAACUAAGUGGAGGGUACAAGAACUUUCCUAAAAAUUUGAAAUGGUUAUGUUGGCAUAAAUACCCGUUAAGGUCUUUACCGGGUGACUUUCCUCUGAGCAGCCUAGUUGCAAUUGACAUGCAAAGUAGUAAACUGCAAACCUUUAAUCAAGGAAACAUGCUUCUUGGAUCACUAAAGUUUCUAAAUUUGAGCCACUGUGAUGGCAUUGUUAAAACCCCAGACUUUGCAAAACUCUGUGCUCUUGAGCAAUUGCUCCUUGAAGAUUGUGCAAAUUUAGUUGAGAUUGAUGAAUCUAUUGGAAUGGUCGGAGGACUUGUUUUGAUAAAUUUAAAGGAUUGCAAACUGUUGAAGAAACUUCCAGAAGGUGUGUGCAUGCUAAAGUUACUGGAAACGCUAAACAUAUCAGGUUGUUCAAAUCUUGGUAUUCUUCCUGCGAAGAUGAGAAAGAUGGAAUCCUUGAAAAUUUUUCAUGCUGAUGGGCUUGAUUUUGGCAAUUCCAGACAUACAACAUAUCAAAAUGAUUCAUGGCGAGAAUUCAUCUGGGGUUUGGUAUCAAGGCCAAGUACAAGUCUCUCCUUGACUUCUUUACCAUGCAACUCCAUUACAAGAUUGAGUCUGGUAGAUUGCAAUCUACAAGAUAGUUCGUUUCCUAAGGAUUUCAGAGUCUCAUCCUCGCUUGAAUACUUAAACUUGAGUCAGAACCCAAUCCGCUUUCUACCGGAUUGCUUUAAAGGUCUAGAAGAGAUUAAGUGUCUCGAAUUAAAGAGGUGCAACCAGCUUCAAUCACUUGAAGAAUUACCAGAAAUAGGAAAUGUUUCAUUUGCUGAGUGCCAAUUAUUGGAGAGAGUUACAUGGAAGACUGGCCAGCAUUUUAAACAUUUGCAUUCUCCGUCACACUGUGUGAAAUUACUUGAGAUUGACUUUAUAUUCAAGAUUGCACCACUAGAUGAGAUAGACGCAGAAUUGAUUGACAAUUGUGGUAUUUGUGAUAUGGAAUCUAUGAGAGCCAUCCAGAUUCUAUUAUACAAUGAAUUCACACAUGCCUAUUCAAGAUGCACAAUCCAGGGAAUACACGAAUUUCCACUUUGGUGUAAAUCAUUUAACAUAUUUUACCCGGGGAGCAGUGUUCCAACAUGGUUCACUAGUCAAAGUCACGGGCCUUCAUUAUCCUUUACGGUAUCACAUUCUAAGCUUAGGUACUUGAAUACUUGCAUUGUGUACAAGUUGGGCCCAGGAAGAAGUAGAGAUUUCGACCUGGUAUUCCAUAACAUGACCAAAGAUAAAGUGAUUGUGUAUCAACCAUUCUGUUAUGGCAUCCCUGAAGGUGAUGAAUAUAUGACCUGGAUAUGCCAUUGGAAAUUAGGCAUUCACGAGGUGGGACCUGGAGAUGAGGUCAAGAUUUCAAUAUUUCAUUAUAUUGAUGCCCACAAUUUUGAGGUGAAAGAGAUUGGCGUCUAUCUUGUGUAUGAAGAGGAAGAACAGGAAGGUCUUCAUUUAGCCAAAAGACAAAAAAUCCAACAGACAUGUGAGGAAAUAUCUCAGUAUGUCAUCCCAGCGGAAAGGAAGCCGUCGGCAUAUCAUGGAACGACACAACUUUACUUCGCUAACAUAGACUUUACCACUAUAGAUCGCUGGAUGGAGAGAUAUUUUGGAAAUUAUGUAACAGUCGGAACUGGUGAGACCACGAGUCAUGACAGUGAACUCAACUAAUUAUGUCCUACAUCCUUCAGGCACACGUUAUAUUCAGAAGCUUUUUCAUCAUGCAGAGGAGACGUUAUGAUCUAUGGUCUUAUUUUAUCUGGAAACUCUCAGCUUGUACUCUAUAUCUAUGUAUUUGCAAGUUCUUUCUUUCCCCAUUGUUUUAUAUCAGUAUCAAACUAAGCUCUAGUAUCAGCUGUCUGAAUUGGUGUGUUGUUGCCGAAAAGCAUUCCUGUAUAUGAUCUGCCAUGCUGCCUUUGAUUUCAUAUUUUACUUAUCUAGCUGCGCAAUCAGCCACACUUUCUGCAUGCCUAUGUAUGACUAACUGUACAUUUAUGUUAUAUGUAUAAAACUUAUAUUGAUGCUGGUGAAGUAUUCAGUUCAGUUCAUUAUUCAUGGCAAGUGCCAAGGCGGCAAACCCGGAAAAUGGUAGUCUACUCGCAGAAAAUAGUUGCAGAAAAGAUAGCGGAGCACCUGUUCUUGAAUCCAAAGCUUCUUGGAUCAUUAAAGUUUCUAUAUCUGAGCCACUGCCAUGGUCUUGUGAAAACCCCAGACUUUGCAAAACUUUGUGCUCUUGAGCAAUUGGUCCUUGAAGAUUGUGCAAGUUUGGUUGAAAUCGAUGAAUCUAUUG
Molecule: messenger RNA, 4234 nt
Organism: Daucus carota subsp. sativus
Lineage: Eukaryota; Viridiplantae; Streptophyta; Magnoliopsida; Apiales; Apiaceae
Product: disease resistance protein RUN1
Exons: 6
Coding region: 157-3615 (1152 amino acids)
Biological process (GO): signal transduction; defense response
Molecular function (GO): protein binding; ADP binding
Source: RefSeq, a predicted model, not a curated record